UAAGACGCAAACUGAAUUUGGUGACCCUGUGAAAUGGAUUUUUUUAUAAGUAGCAUUCACACUUUGCAGACGGUCCCUUGCCCCUCAGUCGCCAUGCGGAGCAACAUGAGGAAAUAACGGUUCUUUUUCCGGUAUUUUGUAGAAUUUUCGCUUGUAGUUUUCUUUGUUCGAAUGAAAAGAGAUGUCACUUAUUGUGUAGCAAAACAUUUUGGUUAACGUUGUUGAUGCAGAAAAUUGAAUCUGAAUAUCUUGGUAACUUUUUUUGUUUUAUGGCAGGAACGAAAGUGAAAGUCUCGUUUCUUUGCCGAUUUACGAGCCUACGAGGUAAUAAUAAUAAUAAUAAUAAUAAUAAUAAUAAUAAUAAUUUUAAAAAGUACUCCCGAAAACCUAAGCAUGCGACUAAAGUGUCUAACAAAUGGCGAUUAAUGCGUUUUGGAGAACUUUUUGAGAACGUGUGUCGUCUUCGGUCAGUAUAAAUCCUCAGACUCACAAAAGCAGUUACAGUCAACAAAUCAUGGAGGACAAACAAAGAUUCAGAGAUUUUUCUCCAGGUUACAGACAGAGAUCAAACCCAUCAGAGUCCAGCUGUGUGUCCGUGAAGAGCGACCGAUCAAUGGACAAUCCAAUUGCAUUUAGUGGAGGACACACAUCAACUUAUCUAAGUGGAAUUCACAGAUGGACAUCAAACUCACCAGAGUCCAGCUGUGUGUCCGUGAAGAGCGACCGAUCAAUGGACAAUCCAAUUGCAUUUAGUGGAGGACACACAUCAACUUAUCUAAGUGGAAUUCACAGAUGGACAUCAAACUCACCAGAGUCCAGUUGUGGGGCCAUGGUGAAUGGCCAGUCUAUGGAUCAACAUAAAAUAAAUCAUGAACCUGAACUGGUCCAAAGUAGUUUUAAAUCAAAUCUGCUGAAGAAGUUUCAGUGUUUCGCUGAAGGAACAGCAGUGCAGGGAAACCCAACACUCCUGAAGGAGAUCUACACAGAGCUCUACAUCACAGAGAGUGACAGUGGAGAGAUCAAUAAUGAGCAUGAGCUGAGACAGAUUGAGACACAAUCCAGGAGAUCAGCAACAGAGGAGACGCCGAUCCAAUGCAGAGACAUCUUUACACCUUUACCUGGACAACACAAAGCCAUCAGAACUGUGCUGACCAAGGGGGUUGCUGGUAUUGGGAAAACAGUCUCUGUGCAGAAGUUCAUUGUGGACUGGGCUGAAGAGAAAGAGAAUCAGGACAUCCAGUUCAUAUUUCCACUUCCUUUCAGAGAGAUCAACCUGAUGAAGGACAGGAAACUCAGUCUGUUAGAUCUUCUGCGUGUGUUUUUCCCUAAUACAAUAGAAAUAGAAAUAUUCAGAAGGACAUCUAAAUUGUUGUUCAUCUUUGAUGGUCUGGAUGAGUGUCGACUGUCUCUGGACUUUAACAGCAAAGUGAAACUGUAUAAUAUUUCUAAAUCCGCCUCAGUGGACGUGCUGCUGACGAACCUCAUUGCAGGGAAUCUGCUUCCCUCUGCUCUCAUCUGGAUCACCUCCAGACCAGCAGCAGCAGAUCUCAUUCCCUCUGAGUUUGUCCAUCGAGUGACAGAGAUACGAGGCUUCAAUGACCCUCAGAAGGAGGAAUACUUCAGGAAGAAAAUCAGAGAUCAGAGUCUGGCCGAUACAAUCACCUCACACCUGAAGUCCUCCAGGAGCCUCCACAUCAUGUGCCACAUCCCAGUGUUCUGCUGGAUCUCAGCCACUGUUCUGGAGAAGAUCUUCAGUCAAGCAGAGAGAGGAGAGAUUCCCAAGACUCUAACUCUAAUGUACACACACUUUCUGAUCAUGCAGACCAACAUCAGACAUGAGAAGGACUAUGAGGAGAAGGUCAAAGAUGGAGACAUGAUCCUCAAACUGGGGAAAGUGGCUUUUGAGCAGCUUGUGAAAGGCAACCUGAUCUUCUAUGAGGAAGACCUGAGAGAGUGUGGCCUUGAUGUGACCGAAGCAUCAGUUUACUCAGGAUUGUGCACUCAGAUCUUCAGAGAGGAGUUUGGCUUUUAUCUGGGGAAAGUUUUCUGCUUUGUUCAUCUGAGCAUACAGGAACAUCUAGCAGCUCUAUAUGCUCAUCACUCCUUAAUAAACAAGGACAGAAAUGUGUUUGAACAAACAAAAAAUAAUAUGCCUAAAGUUUUAAAAGAGAGCAAACUUGAUUCAUUGUCAAAAUUGCAUCAGAGAGCUGUGGAUGAGGCUUUACAGAGUAAGAAUGGACAUCUGGAUCUUUUCCUGCGUUUUCUUCUGGGUCUCUCAUUGGAGUCCAGUAGGACUCUGUUGGGUGAACUACUGACACAGACAGGAAGCUGCUCUUACAACAAAGUGGAAACCGUUCAGUUCAUCAAGCAGAAGAUCAGGGAAAAUGACUUUCCAGAGAGAUCCAUCAAUCUGUUCCACUGUCUGAAUGAACUGGGUAUUUAUUCACUGAUGCUGGAGGUUCAGGAUUUUCUGAGAUCUGGAGUAAUAAAAGUAACAAGUAUCUCCAAUUCUCAGUGGUCAGCUCUAGUUUAUGUGUUGCUGACAUCAGAGCAGAAGAUGGAGGACUUUGAUCUAAAACAGUUUAUUGGAGUAAAAAACACAGCAGAUAAAGUUCUCCAGAAGCUGCUGUCUGUGGUAAAAGAAUCAAGAUUAGUUCGGUUGAGUGAUUGUGGAGUCACAGAUGAAGGUUGUGCUGCUCUGGCUUCAGCUCUCAGAUUAAACUCUUCACUCCUGGCUGAACUGAAUCUGACUGAAAAUAAUCUAAGAGAUUCAGGAGUGAAGCUGCUCGCUGAUGGACUGAAGGAUCCUUACUGUAAACUGGAGAUACUGAGGUUGAGUAAUUGUGGAGUCACAGAUGAAGGUUGUGCUGCUCUGGCUUCAGCUCUGAAAUCAAACCCUGAACACUUGAGAGAACUGUGUCUGUCUGUAAAUAAACUAGGAGACUCAGGAGUGAAGCUGCUCUCUGAUGGACUGAAGGAUCCUCACUGUAAACUGGAGAUACUGAGGUUGAGUCAUUGCAAAGCCACCAAAAAAGGAUGCGCUGCUUUGGCUUUAGCUCUGAGAUCAAACCCUGAACACCUGAGGGUACUGGAUCUGUCUGAAAACAAAGUAGGAGAUUCAGGAGUGAAGCUGCUCUCUGAUGGACUGAAGGAUCCUCACUGUAAACUGGAGAUACUGAGGUUGAGUAAUUGUGGAGUCACAGAUGAAGGUUGCGCUGAUCUGGCUUCAGCUCUGAGAUCAAACCCUGAACAUCUGAGAGCACUGGAUCUGACUGAAAAAAAAUGUUUUUACAAAAAAAAAGGAAAAAGAAAAGCAGGAAAGAAACUGCUUACUGAACUAAAGGCUGAUCCACAUUAUAAACUAUGCAUGCUUUGGUUAUAGAUGUCUCUGGAUCAGCUUAUUGGAGAAAAAAGUCACUUCAGUCACCUUCAACAAAAUCAACAGACAUCAUCACACACGGGUUUUCUUUUUCAGAAGUAGUUUUUGUAUUUCAUUUGACUUAUAAAUUUAUAUAAUAUACAUUUUACAGUUGUGCAGUUUAGUAGCUAGUGAUUACUAGCUGUUUGAGGCUAUAUGUAUAUUUACUGUUAAAGGGCACCUAGGUUAGCUCUUUUUUCAGCUUUAAUAUAAGUGUUUUGCGUCUCCAGAACGUGUCUGUAAAGUUUCAGAUCAAAACACCCAUCAGAUUUUUUAUUAUACCUUUUAUUAAAUUCCUAUUUAUAAAUUUUUUCACUGGGUGGCGGUUUUGGUGUACUGCUCCUUUAAGGCUAGUCCUCCCCGCAUGACCCACGCAUUCGCUUGCUUAUGAGUGGAAGUCUAUGGGAGGAAAAGCCCAGUGUGACCGCAGCUUUAAAGGAAGCAGAUCUGACCUAGUGUUUGUGAGAAAUACUACAGUAAGAACUUUACCAAUGAGUAUUUGUUGUUUGGCAGUUGCAUCAAUGAGUCACACAAAGUUCACGCGUGCACACGCGCACACACAGAUACACGCGCACACACACGCACACACCGCAGCAGACACACACACACACACACAUAUACACACACACACAGACAGACAGACAGACAGACAGACAGACAGACAGAGCGCCCGUUUAGCUUUGCACUCUUUUUGCACACAUAUGUGACAGUAUACAGGUUAAUCUCCACUGCUGUAUGAUAUCUGUUAUGUUGAUGUACAAAAUAAACCUGAUUUAACGUCCACAAACUGGGAUUGAAGCAUCUUCCUUUAUAAUUGUUCUGACACGCGGCUGUGCUGAUGAAGUAAAGCGAAGCUAAAUCGCUGUAAUUCAUUCCACACAUGCUCUGUUUUAAAACAUUUUAAACUUGUAAAACUCACUCUUGAUCACAUUUGAUGAUGAUUGAUGACUCUAGCGAACUGAACACACCUUUUAUUCCCGGCUGCUUUGCGCUCGUCCUGUCUUGUUUAUAUAAUUAUACACGUGUCUACCGGGACAUGUUAAUACCCGUAGCUGUCAAUCAAUUCGGUGGGCGGGGGGACCGCUCUCCUACGUAAAGUUGCGGUCGAUCUGAAAACAGCUCCAAUUGGUCCACUGUUUUUAUGUUGCUAAAUUGAAAAAAAAGCACUGGGUGUGCUUAUAUCAACCCAAUAUGACUGUCUAUACACCAUACAUGCACAUAUGUCUGUCCAAACAGCUUGAAAAGUAGAUUUUUCACCAUAGGUGCCCUUUAAACAGAUUUCAACAGAAGCUGAAAUGACAUUUGUGUAAAGAGUUUAUUUUUGAUUCAUUGACAGGAAUAGGUCUUGGAUACGUGUCAUUUCUGGAUAUCUGUAAUGUGAUCCAGCACAGAAGAGCCGCUGUAGUUGUUUGUCUGCAGUUUCAGAAGCUUCUGGUGUUUUUGUUGUGCUUUGAAGGAUACAAUUGCAAAAAAUGGAUUUCUGAAAAAUCUGUUUUUGCAAAUGAACUCUUUAAAUAGUAUAAAAAGCAUAUUCUACAAUGGUACUCAUAAGUAAAUAAACAGAUG
This is a messenger RNA of Danio aesculapii, 4984 nucleotides long. RefSeq names its product NACHT, LRR and PYD domains-containing protein 3-like. The transcript has 11 exons. Gene Ontology annotation, molecular function: protein binding. Lineage: Eukaryota; Metazoa; Chordata; Actinopteri; Cypriniformes; Danionidae. Bases 515 to 3382 code for a protein of 955 amino acids. The record is from RefSeq and is a predicted model, not a curated record.